Messenger RNA from Acanthamoeba castellanii str. Neff, 1623 nucleotides. Its product is annotated as Dual specificity protein kinase. Lineage: Eukaryota; Discosea; Longamoebia; Acanthamoebidae. Bases 1 to 1623 code for a protein of 540 amino acids. Gene Ontology annotation, molecular function: ATP binding; protein kinase activity. The record is from RefSeq and is a predicted model, not a curated record. Gene Ontology annotation, biological process: protein phosphorylation. The transcript has 20 exons.
AUGGAGGACUCGUCCUGGCUCACCGACUCAGCCGAUGAAGAGCCAAAGGUGGUGGAAUCGCUAGCCAAAGGCACGAAGGAGGGGAGUGGCGAGCAGGCGGUGGGGGUGAGCGUGGGCGGCAGCGCUAUUGAACGAAGGGAGGCGUCGGUCACCUGGGAGAUCAAGUCGUCAGAGAUCAAACUGGGCGCCAAGCUCGGGCAAGGCGCGUUCGGCGCGGGCAAGCUGCGAGGGCAGGAGGUGGCGGUGAAGGUGCUGCAGAAGCAGAAGCUUGACUCUGACACGCUCGAGGCCUUUCGGAAGGAGGUGGCCAUCAUGAGCAAGCUGCGCCAGCCACACUUGCUCCUCUUCAUGGGAGCCUGCACAGAGCCAGGAAACCUGAUGAUCGUCACGGAGUACAUGUCCAAAGGCUCGGUGCACGAUCUGCUCUACGGCAGCGGCAAAACGCCGCUGUCGUUCAAACGCAAGAUGCUCAUCGCCAAGCAAGCCGCGCUGGGCAUGAAUUGGUUGCAUUGCUCCGAGCCUCCGUUCAUCCACAGAGACCUCAAGUCAGAUUUCGGCCUGUCACAGGUCAAGCCGGAGGACGACCUCAGCAUGCAGCAGGAUCCCACAGCCUAUGCAGGCACUCCGUUGUGGAUGGCGCCCGAGGUGCUGAUGCGCCAGCCGUUCGACGAGAAAGCUGACGUGUACAGUUUUGGCCUGUUGCUCUGGUACUUCCAACCCGUCUCUAUUCCGGCACCGUGGGAACUGCUCAUGGAGCAAACACCGUUUCAGAGCAUCAAAUCCCUCAAACAGCUGGUGCAGACCGUGUGCGUGGAACACAAGAGGCCCGAGAUUCCACCAGACUGCACGCCGACGCUUCGCAGUCUUAUCCACUCGUGCUGGCAGCCCAGCCCAAAGGAUCGACCAACGUUCGCGGAGAUACUGAGCGUGCUUGAUGACGUUAUCGUGGAGGCUCUGAUCGCCGACAACACGGCGCGGCGAUUCUGGCGAGAGAAGUGCGGCGACAAGGUCAAGCUGCUCUGGAAGGACUUCAUGACCGCCUUCGCCACCUAUGUGCACGAGAAGCAGCGCCCCUUCCUCCCGCUGACACCCGAGGCGGAGCUCAAGCUGGCCUGCCUCAAGCAGCUCGUCGCCAACAACCCGGACCAGGAGGUCUCGAUUGAGGACUUUGCCUGGUGCGUCACCUGCUUCGGCCCAUGGGAGGACGCGUCCAUACUCUCCCGGAUGGAGAACCUGCUUCGUAAGCGAUGGUUCUUUGGAUUUUUGUCCGCCGACGAGGCCGAGAAGAAGCUCUCGUUGGCCCACAAGCGAGGGACUUUCCUGGUGCGGUUUAGCAUGCAGGACCCGGGCAGCUACUCCAUCAGUGUACGAGACAGCGUGAAGGGCAAGGCGCUGGUCAAGCACUACCGCGUGCUGCACAAGCCCGGCGGUCCCUACGUCAUCGGGGGCAGCCAAUGCAACGAACUCGAAGAGGUGAUCGCCAAGUACAACAAGGAGAUGCGACUGAAGCGGCCGUGCGACGGUUGGCCCUACGAGGCGCUGUUCCCCGACCAGGCCAGCGAGUCGGCCACCCUUAGGGUCAAGCAGGAGGCCGUCAACAACUACGUCUCCAUCGCCUUCUGA